Tilletiopsis washingtonensis is the source of this 1273-nucleotide messenger RNA. RefSeq names its product RraA-like protein. Lineage: Eukaryota; Fungi; Basidiomycota; Exobasidiomycetes; Entylomatales. The transcript has 6 exons. The record is from RefSeq and is a predicted model, not a curated record. Bases 1 to 783 code for a protein of 260 amino acids.
AUGGCAGCGCCCGCCGACGUGGCGCUCCUUGCCUCCUCACCACCACGCGCAGCAGCCCAGCAUGGCAGCGUCAAGCUCAGCAAAGACAUCCGCAGCGCUCAUCGCCGCGCUUGCGCGCUUCUCGACCUGCGAGCGCAGGUCUCUGAUGCGCUGGUGAAGCUCAAGCACCCGACGGGCGGCCUGCUCGCUGGCAUCGAGAUGUGGUCGCCGCGCCACGUCGACGGCGACGCGCGAGUGUGCGGACCAGCCUUCACGGUCAAGAUGGUCUCGCAGGCGGACAAGGACGCGCCGAAGCCGGCGCAGCACUUUGUCGAUGCCGCUGAGCCGGACAGCGUCAUGGUCGUCAGUGCCCCACCGGAGACCCGCUCGGCUGUGUGGGGCGGCCUGAUGUCUGCACGGGCACAGGCCAUCGGCGUCAAGGGCGUCGUGCUCGACGGGCGCUGCCGCGACUUGUCCGAGCAUCGGGAAGCAGGCUUUGCCGUCUUUGCGCGCGGCCACUCGACCGUCGGGCAGUCGCCGUUCACGCGCCCGUCCGAGCUGCAGGUGCCCAUCACGAUCCGCGACGCCACUUUGCCUGCCGAUGCAGCCUUUGGCAGCACCGUCGUGAACCCGCAUGACCUCGUGCUCGCCGACGUCGACGGCGUCGUCGUUGUGCCGCCAAGCAUGGCCGAGGACGUGUUGCGCCUGGCGCAGGAGGGGCGCGACGUCGAUGCCAAGUGCAUGGAGGACCUCAAGGCGGGCUGCGGCGUCAAGGAGACGUUCGCCAAAUGGCGGGGCAAGUGAGGCACGCGCAGACGGGACACGGGUGACGCAUCGCAUUGAUCACAAGAACAGACUGUCGUCGCGAAGCGCCGAGUCAGCAGGCGCCCGGACGCCCUCGAGCGGGGCACAUUCACUCACCUCUUCUCCCUCAGCGCGCGCCAGCCAAAGGCGUCCCAGUCGCGCCGCUGCAGCCACAUCUCGCCGACGCUCUCGAGGCGUGCAAGCACCGCCAUGCCCUUCCAUGCGAGCAGGCGCGGGUCCAUGUCGCGCGGCGGCGGGAUGACCGAGGCCGAGAUGCUCGACUCGGCGUCCUUGCCGAGCACGCUCUGCGACCAGGCGGCGAGGUGGACGUUGAGCCUGCAGGAGGGGGUCAGCGCGCUGCUCAAACCGUGCCGGACGGCUGCUGCACUCCGCGUGGGGUCACCCUCACUCACCGUGCCUCGAGCACGCUGCCCAAGCCGGGCAGCUGCGCCGUGCCGCCGAUGCAGAUGAUAUUGUUGGACAUGCGCUU